Molecule: messenger RNA, 549 nt
Organism: Rangifer tarandus platyrhynchus (Svalbard reindeer)
Lineage: Eukaryota; Metazoa; Chordata; Mammalia; Artiodactyla; Cervidae
Source: the annotation of a GenBank genome assembly
AUGUGGCCCCCAGACCCGGAGCCCGACCCGGACCCCGAGCCCGCGGGCCGCUCCCAGCCCAGCGCGGCCCUUCCCGGGCUCCGCGCCCUCCUGCCGGCGCGCGACUUCCUCUGCUCGCUCAAAGGCCGCCUCCUGCUGGCGGAGACGGGUCUCUCGUUCAUCAUCUUCGUCUGCUAUGUGGCGUCCUCAGCAUCUGCCUUCCUCACGGCGCCCCUGCUGGAGUUCCUGCUGGCCCUCUGCUUCCUCUUUGCUGAUGCCAUGCAGCUGAACGACAAGUGGCAGGGCUUGUGCUGGCCCAUGAUGGACUUCCUUCGCUGUGUCACAGCGGCCCUCAUCUAUUUCGCCAUCUCCAUCACAGCCGUGGCCAAAUACCCAGAUGGGGCUUCCAAAGCAGCCGGGGUGUUUGGAUUCUUUGCCACCAUCGUGUUUGCCAUUGACUUCUACCUGAUCUUUAACGACGUGGCCAAAUUCCUCAAACAAGGGGACUCCGCACACGAGACCACAGCUGACAAGGCAGAAGAAGAGAAUUCCGACUCUGACUCCGACUGA